This is a messenger RNA of Egretta garzetta (little egret), 6216 nucleotides long. It is a transcript of the gene CIPC, whose product is annotated as CLOCK interacting pacemaker. Lineage: Eukaryota; Metazoa; Chordata; Aves; Pelecaniformes; Ardeidae. Gene Ontology annotation, biological process: negative regulation of DNA-templated transcription; negative regulation of circadian rhythm. Bases 1154 to 2269 code for a protein of 371 amino acids. The transcript has 4 exons. Gene Ontology annotation, cellular component: nucleus. The record is from RefSeq and is a predicted model, not a curated record.
UCGGUUGUGGUUUUGUUGCUGUUGUUAUUGUGUUGGUUUUUUCCAUAAGGGAAGAGAAGAAGGCGUGCCAGCCCUUCCCAAAGCUUCCCUCGAUGCAAGGCUAGCAGAUGGCGUGUUCCUAUUUUGCUUAUUUCUAGCCCUCUUUCUGUUUCUAGUUCUGCUUUUUUGGAGAUUAGCAUAAAUGCGUAUCAAUUUAUUAAAAAAUACAUUUGUUUGGAAAGAGUUAAGUUAUGAAAGCGUGGCUCAGGAAUCAAACCUUGUCUUAAACCUUACCUGCUGUUCCAGGGAUAGUAUCUAGGUUGCUCUUACGUAGUUAUGUUUGCUCCAUACCUGUUAGCAGGUCGGCAGGUGUGACUGAAGGUGGAAAGUAAAAAUUAUGCAAAUAGCUACUGAGGAAAUUCUCUUCUGCUGAUGACUCUUCUGUCUGUCUUGUAGUUAUAUAGACAGUCACCCUACUAUCUCAGCACUGUUACCUAACACACAGAAUUCAUUACUGGAGGUGCUAAGGCUCAAGAUCUUGGAGCAAAAUUAUAAUGGUUGUCAAGACCUUAAGAAGAAACUUGCCUUUCAGGGUAUAUUAUUUCGCAAUGUCUGCUGCAUUGUUAUUUGAAGUAGCUUGCACUGGGUACUGCCAUUAAUGGACUGCUGGCCUGACUAUGGUGCGGGGUCCUGAGUUCCUGUAUUUGUAAUUUAAAUAUACAGCUCUUACAUGAGACACAACUUCAAAGAGUUGCUUUACAGGAAAAUAAUUUCUACAGAUAAUAUUAGACAUAACUUCUGUACUUCAUCCUGUCAUUUUUCUGUUAGCCAAACUCAGCUAUCUUCUUCAAUAAGACAGAGCAACGUUUCUGCUUCUCUUAGAGUCUGUCUGCCCUCAGGAAGCAGCUGAAGGUUGUGACAAGUAUGUAAUAUGGGAGGCUGUAAUGUAACUAUACAUUUUUCUGAUUUUCAUAGCUUUUAGUUUCAGCUUUCCAGUGUUCUCAUUCUGGGUGUGGGAAGAAGAGGGCAUUUCUAAGGCCAUGUCUCCCCUAGGAGUGCAUUGCAGUUCCUCAAUGGAAAAAGUGUUAAAAACUGCCUGCGGCACUAUGGAAGCAUGGAAACAAAAUAGCCAUCUGUUGAGACCCUCAAGGAACUACUGGGCAAAGUGACGGAAAUGAAGAGCUUGAACCAUCACUUCAGCAUGGCGGCAGCUGAAUCUGACAAGGACUCAGGAUAUUCAGAUGGAAGUUCAGAGUGCCUGAGUGCUAUGGAGCAGACUGACUCAGAGGACGUGCUGAAUGCAUUGUGUUGGAACGCAGAGGAUGGGCCUUGGCAAUGCCCAAUGACCACAAGCAACUCCUUUCCUGCACUUUCUCCUAUGGUUGUAAUGAAAAACGUGUUAGUUAAGCAGGGGAGUUCAUCACAGCUCCAGUCUUGGACUGUGCAGCCAUCCUUUGAAGUGAUUCCAGCUCAGCCACAGCUAGUAUUUCUUCGUCCAUCAAUCCCACCUCCCACUAACCCUCAUCCUACUGGGAAAAAGAGAAAUGACUCCACUAAUUACCUGCCCAUCCUGAAUUCUUAUCCCAAAAUAGCACCACAGCCCUGCAAAAGAGAUCACUCCUUUGAUCUAGAAGAACACCAGGAAACCAAUUGCCAUAAACGACUCUGCACAGAAGCACCCAAAAUGGAGACUUCUCCUGUAUCGAGGAGCACAGGCUUGCCUACUAGUCCUUUUGCCCACCUACCAGUUAGCUUUAAGACCCCUCAGGAUUCUAACCAGCAAAGUUCUUCAACUCUGGUGACAAGUGGAAAGCUGUCAGCUCUUCCUGGUUUUCAUCGUGUUUCCAGUGACACUCAGAAAGUGCCGGGUUUGACUCCCCUUUUGCCUUUUGGAACUCUGCAAGCAACAAAGUGCACGCCUCAUGAGACUGAGAGUGCAGCACAGGCUACCAUGCAGUCUGCAGUGUGGAGCCCCCCACUGAUACCAGAAGAGAUUUGCACUACCCCUGAGCUCCUCUUGCAACAACAAAGCAAGUGCAGACGCUUUCAGAAUACACUUGUCGUGCUACGCAGGUCAGGAUUGCUAGAGAUCACUUUAAAAACCAAGGAGCUCAUUCAUCAGAACCAAGUGACUCAGGCCGAGCUGGACCGGCUGAAGCACCAAACACAGCUUUUCAUAGAGGCAAUAAAGAACAAUGCUCCACAGUCGUGGGCAGAGCUAGAAGCAUCUCUAACAGGAUCUGAUAAAGCUGAUAGCAACCUUGAAGACUCCACUUAUUCUAACAUGUAGUAAAAAGGUACAUAGCUGUCCAGUUUAUUCUGUGCCUCCCGUUUCCCGUCUCAAGCUUUUACUUGAGCAUUUCUGAGUCCAAGACCUGCGAAGUGGCAUGCCAGUAACAGCUUGUCUUCAGAGCCGGUUGUGGGACUGGAGUAGCAUGGUGGGGUCUCACCAGAAUGGGUACUUAUUACUUCAGUGUGACCUUGAACUCCAUGCUAACUCUGUGUACUUGGACUCGAGAAGCUUGGAUGUGCUCUGUUGGCAUGUUCCCAUUCUUGCAGUGAAGACAGUCAUUUGCAGUAUUCUGCAAGCAAGCAUAUUCCUAUUCCCAUCUUCAGAUAGUCAGUUCUGAGAAGAACAGCAGAACAGGCCCCAAUAUUGGGCCAUCAUCAGCUGCAAGUAGGUGAAGGGAGUUGGUGUGAGGAGAGGAAACUUACGUUGGUGGGGUGGUAUCUUUAGCCUGUCACUGUCCUUUGUUGUAGCAGAGAGUCUUGCUUUGGGGUUUUAAUGCAUUUGAAUUAGUGAAGAUCUGCUUGUGCUGAAGCAGCACUCUAUAUACAUUGCAGUCUUUGGUCAAAGUGAUGAGUGUCUUAGGACCCAAGUGAAAUGACAUGUUCUGAUGAGUAUACUUUUGAGUGUGAUCUGUACGGCAGAGUGAGUGAAAAUUGCAAGGCUUGCACUGGAAUUGUUUGUUCCAAAGCCUCAUUUAUUAAUGGCUAACAAGUGUACAAGGCAAGUGGCUUUGGAUUUUCUUGGUAGCUAACAGAUUAAACAUUGUUAUUAAAGACUGCAUUGACUUUUUAAAAACAGUACAAGGAAGAUAUUCACCAGGAUUAAUUUUGCAAGACUAGUUGCAUAUUAUUUGGUUCAUAUAUCUUUAGUCUACAAGCCUAAACUUUUUUUUCUGUGAAAUUGGAUUGUUAAGUAUAAAAACAAAAAAAAAAAAGAAAAAGAGGUGAAAGGAAAAGGAGCCUGUGGUGAAACAAGUCCUCCUUCCAUCCCCCCUCCCUCUCUUUUUCUAUUCAGAGAAAUCAGAUGAAAGUACCUGGAGAAGGGGGAGAGGGGUAGGGGUGGGGGGAGGAGGGAGAGAUGUCAGCUUGGAUAAUCUCCCUAAAAAUGUUAUCCAUGAGAGUUUGAACUUAAAGAAAAAAAAAUAAAACCACCAAAACAUUUUUCCUGCAUAUAAAUUUAUAUCAUCCCUAGCCUGCUUGCCUCAAGAUACAGCUAACACCACUGUGUAAGAUGUUAGGCUUUACUAGUAGAGAUCCGCAGUAGUCAUGUUACAAAAGUUGUUCUACAGACAUUUAUUUCAUUUCAGUUUAUCUAGACACUUAACUAUGUCACUCCCUCCAAUCUGAAGGGUUUUUUUCAGAGGCAGUCUCUCUGUGUAGAGACCUAAGAAUGGCUUUGUCUGAGAACGUUAAGGAAUCUGGAUUGUUUAUGGUAUGUUCCUUUCUGCAUGACAAUGUUUUAAAAAAAUUGUGCAGUCUAGGUAACUGGGUAUUUUGAUGCUUUGAUCAGUUCUAUUGUCUAUUUCAGAUUCUUAAAAAAAGAAACUUGAAAGUAGAAGUGGAUGUGUUGCUAAUUUGUGACUAGACCUUUUCAUUUUCUGAUGCCUCUGUGAAACAACAUUGCAGAAGACUGUGGAGAAUGCUUUUGUAGUCUUCCUCAAAUAUGCGCAUUUGAGAAACUGUAAGGGGCUUCCCUCUUGUAAGGGUUUCCCCCUUUUUUGACUGAUGAAAAGAAAUGCCGUACAUGCCUCACAUAUAUCUGUACUAGCCAUCGGCCUAGAGAGAACUUUUGUGGCAGGAUUCACCCUAGUGGAGCUGUAGCAAACUAAUAGCCAUGCCUUUCAUGGUAUCCUGCCAACCUGCUGAAGACUAGUGCAGUACAUGGGAAUUGAAUAAAAGUAUUCAUAGACUAUGUUCUGUCAUGUAUUUUUUUAAAUAUACCUGCUAUGAUUGUGCAUCCUAGGCUGUCUCAUAACUCACAGCACAGCAAUAUCAAAACUCAGCCAGCAAACCCAGAAGGCAGGACGGCAGCACAGUACAGUGUAAUAAUGUAGGACAUGUCCGAUCUAGCUCUUUUGGAAUUUGUGGUAUCUGCACCAAAUGACAUUUGGCAGGAUAGAUGUGAUGGUACCUUAGGCCAUUUCUGAAAGAGUCCCAGAAGAUAAGCUUGUUUCUUUUGAGCUUCUUACAGGAAGGAGAGGAGGCAGUAGGAGGCAGUUUCAUUGAUCGGAUAUCUUCAAUAGGCCUAGAGGCAAGGUGUGAGAAAAUGCAUAGGAUAAUUUUCCUACUUUUCAAAAAAUUCCUGUUCUACCCAUCAAGUAGAGAGGAGAAUUUGAAGUUCAGAAUAUAUAUAUUUUUAGGAAGUGAUUGUCCUAGAAAACAAGAUGAUGGACUCAGGCUACCUAGAGAUGAAAGGAAGUCAGAAGAAAAGAAGUUUGAGACAAGAAAAAGGGAAUCUACUGGUGACCUCUUCUCCAUUCUAUUUCCACUGCUCUGAUAGAGUAAAAGGAAGGAAAAAUUGGCCUUGCAGGUUAAUACUCUGUGACUUAGGAAGACUCUUGCUGAUAGAAAUCUCUCAUAGUCCACACAGUUCCACAUGGAUUUUUUUUUUUCUCUCCUGACAGCACUGAGGAUGGGCUGAAGUGAGUGUGCUUAUAGCUGAUGGGCCUUUCAGCCGGUGUAAUUUGUAUAAAUAUAUAUUCAAUAAAUCUGUGAAUAAAGUCCAGCAGCUGGUUAGAAAUAUCCUACUGGGCAUCGGUCCAGACUUAAAUAGUACUUGCUGAACUAGAAAAAUCCACUCUGAAACUAUUAUAUGUAAAUCUGGGGCCCCUUAGGAAACAUAUCCCUAGAUAACUGCAGAUCUUGAGGCAACAUCUAUAAAAAAAGGAUGUUGAAGGCCCCUAGUGAUAGAUACAUCAUCAAGUACCAUUCUGUUCCAUUUCUCGUAGCUGCCUUUAUUCCUAGAAGCUCUGACAAACCUUUAAACAAUAAGGCCUUUUCUUUCUUGGCUGCAAUUUAAUAAAAUAGAUCAGCUUGGAACUGUGUUGAGAAAAUUAGUUGACUACAUCAGGACCAGAAUAGGUCCUGAUUCUGGGUAGGAUCUGGAAGUGAUCCAGUAGAUUUGAGCAGAAACAUUAGCCUCUCUGAUUGGAAACCUGUAAGCAAUGAACUUCCAGAUUUUUUUGACCUUUGAAGCAGCAAGACUUUGCAUUAACAAGUUGGCUGAAGACAGCUGUCCCCAGUCUAAAAAGUCAAUCAGAUGGCCUGCUGGGGCUUCAGUUGCUGCUAACAACUAGCAGGCAGGGUAGCUUGAUGGGUCAGACAGACUGCUGAUUUUCUAUUAAGUUUUAAUAAAUGUUGGUAUUUUUGGUUACUUUUACUAUGUAUUUUUGAAAUUCUACUGCUCUAGUUGGAAUGUAAACAUUUUCUGUACUUUUGAGAUCCAUUGCCAGCUCUGAAUACAGUAGCCCAAGAACUCUGUAUAGAACAUGAGCUUUUUGCUAAAACUUUACAGAAGACUGUGAAAUAUGAAUGAAAUAAAGUACAUACUUGAGAAGUUUGUGGGUUAUUUUAAUGCUGUUAAACUGCAGAGUCCUUUGUUCCAACGCAUGCUUUAUAUACAGCUCCACAACAGCAUGUUGCCCAUGUGGGAAAGUGCAGAUCCAAAAGUGAUACUAUGAUGUAUCUCUCUGAAGAGAGUCGUGUGAGCUUUAACAGUAUGUAUGAAUUAAAGGGUCUCUGGGAGGAGCAUGAGUAAAAGUGUACAGAACACUAAAAAUACAUUGUCAUGGGUGACCAUUGCCAUAGAUCUGUCAUGAACAACCUGGAAGGAUUUUUCCAUCUCUGAACUGUUAUCUCCAUGUGAUGACUGUAUAUUAUGCUCACCGUCUGUGCAGGGUUGAACUCCUACACUGUAUCUUAAUCCUGUCAGCUGGGUAUGCAGAAGUU